AUCAUACGUUGUAAUAUUGUUUUCAUUUUCUCUGAUGUUAGAUUCUACUGUCAUCGUUACAGAAGUUGAGCAAGAAUGCAUGUUUUCUAUUACCUUUUUUUUCAUUCGCGUUACACUAGUUUCUCGUAAAUUUAAUUAAAUCCGGAUAACUUAUCCAAUGUUCUUUAGACUAUAGCUUCACGAACAUGCAAUUAUAUAUCCUAGCAGCUGCAGACUAUUAACAAAAGAAUACAGUCAGUCUCGUAUCAAAAGAAUUUAAAUGGUUCUCCUUCAUGUUACAACAUAAAUUAAAAUGGAAAGCUUUUUUAAAAAAGAAUCGAUGGUUAGCUGAUUUAUACCGAGCAACCAAAAGUAUUGAGCAAGCGAAACAAGAAUGGAAAUGGAUCAGUCAGGAAUUACGAGAACUUCAUCCAAAAGACAGUAAACUGCAGAUUCAACGAAAAAUUAUACAAGCCUGCAAAUUACGCGGUCGUAAGUACCCAUUGCAGUAUAUUUUACGAACACAACCCUUUGGUUCUUUAGACAUUCAGUGCAGACCGGGAGUUUUAAUUCCCCGGUGGGAAACGGAAGAAUGGAUAGAAAGAACGAUUCCCUUGUUGAAUUCAAUACCAGUUCCAAAUCCCAUACGCAUUAUGGAUUUGUGUGCAGGGUCCGGCUGCAUUAGCUGCUUCGUUUCAUCAUCUCUCAAGCGUCCUCAUCAUCUCCACGUUGUCGAUAUUUCCUCGAAAGCGCUUAACAUAGCAGCCAGAAACCUCCGUGCUUGCAAGAACGAUAGCUCUACGCUGGACACUCAACUACACAAAGUUAAUGUUUUAUCUGCACAAGAAGCAAUGCUCGGUUUGUUGAGAGAAUGUCAUGUUGUUUUAUGCAACCCGCCAUACAUAUCGUCAACUGAGUUUCAUACCACUACAGAACAAAGUGUGAAAAGGUAUGAGCCAAGGCUUGCGCUUGUAGCUCAAGAGGAAGGUAACCAAUUUUAUAAAGUCAUUGCGGCUUACGUGUUUAAACUGUUGAAGGACCCAUGCCUUAACAAGAAUGCCUUGAGAUAUCUCGUGUUUGAAGUUGGUUCUACUAAACAAGCCAACUUUGUCAAGGAGUUGUUUUCGGGCAGCUUCUUUGAUGCUACCAUUUGGAAAGAUUCUGCGAACCUGGACCGCACAAUAGUUGUUCAGCGAAAGGGAAUUCAAACCAAAAGCAUGGAUGAAAAUCCAUAGAAGGGUUGGUUUAUACUCAUGUAUAUUUAUUUUUCAUAAUACCAGGCAAUGUUCUCUACUAUGAACAUUCGACAAGUACAGGCAAGCAAUAAUUUUGUAAUGCGCAGAAGGGCAACGAAAAAUCAAUUAAAACUUUGCAUUUCUAUGGGAUAUUAAGACUAUUUUGGAACAAAAAAGAGAAACAGACCAAAAAGAAGAUUAUGAAAUUAGAAUUAUAAGUACCGGUAGAUGUCUAAUU
This is a messenger RNA of Schizosaccharomyces octosporus yFS286, 1452 nucleotides long. RefSeq names its product S-adenosylmethionine-dependent methyltransferase (N(5)-glutamine). Gene Ontology annotation, molecular function: nucleic acid binding; protein methyltransferase activity. Gene Ontology annotation, biological process: protein methylation. The transcript has a single exon. The coding region runs from base 273 to 1214 and encodes 313 amino acids. The record is from RefSeq and is a predicted model, not a curated record. Gene Ontology annotation, cellular component: mitochondrion. Lineage: Eukaryota; Fungi; Ascomycota; Schizosaccharomycetes; Schizosaccharomycetales; Schizosaccharomycetaceae.